AUGGGAAGCUACGAUGGCAGCCAGAAAAGUCUUCCCUUACCAAAAGUGGAGACUUUGCUUCCGUCCAAUCUGCUUCUGCCUCCACAGCAGGUGCAGAGAACGGUACUUGGAGUCAUCACUGGUAACGAUCAGCACAAGAGGUCGCUUAGCCUGGGGGCUGCACCAGCAAAGUCUGCAUCAGGCAUUGAAAAUGUAUUUCCUUUCACUGGCAAGAUGUUCCCCACUAAUACAGCUGUUGUGGCUCCCAAGCAAUGCUUUACCAUCUACGUGGAUGAAUCGGAGGACCAACAAGAGAACUGCUUGUUUCAUGUAGAAUUUCCACAUCUGGAAGAAUCCGAGGCCCAUAUUGUGAAGCAGAAAUUCAGUUUACUCCUUGAUGUCAGUGCAGCCUCUCCUAUGAAGAUCGACACCUCAUUACAAUGUCAACAUCAAGAGGAAGUUUCUGAAACUGACCCAGAUACUGCUGCUGUAGCAGAAUACGUUGAGGAGAUUCAUCGUUAUCUACGUGAAGCUGAAGUUAAACAUAGACCAAAGCCCUACUACAUGAGGAAGCAACCUGACAUCACUUCAGCCAUGAGGACCAUACUGGUGGAUUGGCUUGCUGAGGUCCGAGAAGAGUACAAGCUUCGUAGUGAAACCCUGUUUCUUGCUGUAAACUACCUGGACAGGUUUCUGUCUUGUAUGUCUGUACUCCGAGGGAAGCUGCAGCUUGUUGGCACAGCCGCUGUUCUCCUGGCUUCCAAAUAUGAAGAGGUCUAUCCUCCUGAUGUAGAGGAGUUUGUGUACAUAACUGAUGAUACCUACACGAAGAAACAGCUUCUGCGCAUGGAGCAUCUGCUGCUUAAAGUGUUGGCCUUUGAUCUGACCGUCCCUACAGUCAACCAGUUCCUCACGCAGUAUAUUCACAAGCAUAAUGCUGGCACCAAGACUGAACACCUUGCAAUGUAUAUAUCUGAGCUUUCACUUCUGGAGGAGCCUUUUUUGAAGUACCUUCCAUCAAUGACAGCGGCUGCAGCUCUUGCUCUUGCCAACUAUACAAUAAACAAAGUGUUCUGGCCUGAAACACUCAAAGCAUUUACUGGCUACAGCUUAAGUGACCUGGCACCAUGUCUAGUUGACCUGCACAGAGCCUGCCUCAAUGCACCCCACCAAGCACAACAAGCCAUUAGGGAGAAAUAUAAGACUCCCAAGUACAUGCAGGUCUCCCUCCUGACGCUCCCUGCUGCUCUUCCUCUGUGA
Molecule: messenger RNA, 1239 nt
Organism: Bufo bufo (common toad)
Lineage: Eukaryota; Metazoa; Chordata; Amphibia; Anura; Bufonidae
Gene: CCNA1
Product: cyclin A1
Exons: 8
Coding region: 1-1239 (412 amino acids)
Biological process (GO): mitotic cell cycle phase transition; regulation of cyclin-dependent protein serine/threonine kinase activity
Cellular component (GO): nucleus; cyclin A2-CDK2 complex; cytoplasm
Molecular function (GO): cyclin-dependent protein serine/threonine kinase regulator activity
Source: RefSeq, a predicted model, not a curated record